UUCUGGAGACAGCGGGAGAAAACAUGACCAAACUGGAGCUGUUGAACGUGUUUUUGAACGACAGGCUGACAGCGGCCGCCGAAGAGAUUUUUCGCGCCGUUAAAGACACGGUGGUGGAGUAUCAGAGCGAAAUACUGCGUUCCAAAGAGGAGAACGAACGGCUCAAACGGCUGCUCAAUGUAGCCGUCCAACGGCUCCUGCUGCAGCCAGAGCCUCACUCUGCUCAGCCCCAAGAAGAUGGUCAGCCCUGUGAGUCUCAGUGGAGCGGCAGUGUGGAGCUGCUGCCACAGAUCAAAGAAGAGCCAAAACUCAGAAGCAUUCAAGCAGAUUGUUCACAAGAAGCGAGAGAGUCUGAGGAAGGAAACUGCAGUCACGUCGAGCCACUACAGAGGCCAAAUCCUCCGCCAGCCCAGACUGUGUGUCGCAGACAAAGUGUCUCCCCACCUCCGCUUACAUCCCAGGAGGUAAAGGCAGAGAGUGACAGAGAGGACAGCAGCAAACAGCAGCCAGCCAACUGCCUACCAUCCCCCAUGACUGUUAAUUCAAACUGCAGAGCCGCUCAGAGCAGUUUUUGUGCCAGCCCUGCAAAGAGUCACAGGACUCAGAAAACAGACCAGCAGGUGAAGGGGCUGCUUCGCUCAAAUGGCAAACAGAACGCACACAUACUGCAAAUUAAGAAUGUGAGAUCCCUGAAGCCCCCUCCAUCUCGCUCCUCUCACCCAAGCCAGAGCAUCCAGAGGUGGCACAGCUGUAAAGAGUGCGGGAAGGGCUUCAGCUUUGCCUGCCAGCUGGAGGUCCACAUGCGCUGGCACACCAAGGAGAAGCCGUACAGCUGCGCAGUGUGCCGGAAGAGCUUCACCACGGUCAGCAUGCUGAAGAGGCACCACCGCAUCCACACAGGGGAAAAGCCCUUCCGCUGCCAUGUCUGCGGGAAAUGCUUCAACCAGUCAGCACACCUCAACACCCACUUCAGGCUCCACACCAGAGAGAGGGCCAGCUGGAGCCGAGCACCACACUCCAAGUGAACAAACAAACUACCCCGACCAUCUAUAAACUUUGAAAUGCUUUAAGUAGCUACAUUUCAGGUUCAAACAGUGUACAAUAAUGGUGUUUGACUGUGU
Messenger RNA from Chelmon rostratus (copperband butterflyfish), 1121 nucleotides. RefSeq names its product zinc finger and SCAN domain-containing protein 22-like. The transcript has 2 exons. Bases 24 to 1025 code for a protein of 333 amino acids. Gene Ontology annotation, biological process: regulation of transcription by RNA polymerase II. The record is from RefSeq and is a predicted model, not a curated record. Gene Ontology annotation, molecular function: RNA polymerase II cis-regulatory region sequence-specific DNA binding; DNA-binding transcription factor activity, RNA polymerase II-specific. Lineage: Eukaryota; Metazoa; Chordata; Actinopteri; Chaetodontiformes; Chaetodontidae.